AAUCGGACAGGAAGUCCCAUGGCUAGAUGCAAUGUGUGUGUUGUGCGUGGAUAGAUAACGACAUACGGACACAAAGAGUAGCGAUCAUCUGAGCAGCACCCCAGAAGCUUAGACACCAGUUUCUGACAGCAUUAACACAUUGCAUCACAUUAAGCGGAAGAUCACGAAUCCUCCACGCAGAUCCUCUGAUGACAUUUAAGCAGGUCGGUGGUACUAAGUGAAGGGCCGUGUAAAAGAGGGUUGUAGAGAAGAACCCACUGUGCAGUGUGUGUGGGUGUGUGUGAGUGAGUGAGUGUGUGUGUGGAAGGGGGCUCUCAGUCAUGGGUGUGGUGGCGUGGCUGAAGAGCCUGUUCGUACUGCAGCUCUUGAUUGGCUUUGUGUUUGUCGUGAGCGGCCUCAUUAUCAACUUCAUCCAGCUCUGCACCUGUGUGCUGUGGCCCAUCGACAAACAGCUGUACCGCAAGAUCAACACCAGACUCUCCUACUCGCUAUGGAGCCAGUUGGUAAUGUUGUUGGAGUGGUGGUCUGGCACAGAGUGCACGCUGUACACCGAUCAGGCCACAGUGGAUAAGUUCGGUAAAGAGCAUGUCAUCAUCAUCCUCAACCACAACUAUGAGAUCGACUUCUUGUGUGGCUGGACCAUGUGUGAGAGAUACGGCGUACUGGGGAGUUCUAAGGUUCUGGCUAAACACGAACUGCUGAAAGUGCCUCUGAUUGGCUGGACGUGGUACUUCCUGGAAAUAGUUUUCUGUAAGCGGAAGUGGGAGGAGGACAGGGACACUGUCUUCAGUGGGCUGAACCGUCUCCGAGAUUACCCAGAAUACAUGUGGUUCCUGCUGUACUGUGAAGGAACGAGAUUUACAGAAAAGAAACAUCAGAUAAGCAUGCAAGUGGCUGAGAGUAAGGGCCUUCCAAAACUAAAGUACCACCUGCUGCCCCGCACCAAAGGAUUCACCACUACACUGCAAUGCCUGAAGGGAACAGUAAAAGCUGUGUACGACGUCACACUAAACUUUAAAGACAAGCAGAACCCGACCCUGCUGGGCAUCGUUAGCGGGAAGAAAUACAAAGCAGACAUGAGCAUCAGGCGCUUCCCUGUGGAGGAGAUUCCUGAUGAUGAGAAGGAGUGUGCUAAUUGGUUACACAAGCUCUACCAAGAGAAGGAUGCAUUACAAGAGCACUAUGAGAAGGAGGGCAGUUUCCCCGGCCCCACCAUCAUACCCAAACGUCGAGUUUGGACUCUGCUGAACUUCCUGUUUUGGGCUACUCUCCUGCUUUCUCCGCUUAUUAACUUUGCCUGGGAUGUCUUUGUCAGCGGCUCUCCCCUCCUCAUCAUUGGCUUCAUGAUCUUCCUCAUUGUCGCUUCUGUAGCAGUUCGCCGGCUCAUUGGAGUAACCGAAGUAAACAAGACAGGAUCCAGCUACGGCAACGUAGAGGCCAAGAAGGAGAACUAAACAUUUUCACCGUGUCAACACCGUGUGGCCACUGUAACGCUCACCCUACGGUCCAGCCUCAGGCACAGAGCUGCCCUGUGUGCAGUUAUCCUUCUUUUUACAAAAAAAUAUAAUUAAAAAAAAAAUGAAUGAAAUAUUCAAAAUCUCUUCAUUGCAGCAUUAGGAGGUAUAUAGGGAUAUAACUAUAAAUAUAACUUAAUACGCUAGUCUAAAAACAUUGAACCAACUAAAUGGGAAAUAGAGGAGAAGAAACACUCAUCAGCUGCGAAUCGAUGCUGUAUCCCCCGGCGGAGAAAGAUGAGAUGCCCAAGAGAGAGCAACCACUGAUUCUAAUCACCCUAUCAGUGACUUUUCCCUCCUGUUUAGCCCCGCCCUUUAUGGGCAUAAGACCGCCCAUUUUCCCAAACAAGCCCACUUGCUGUCUUAGUUCUCAAUUAAUAUUUAUCAUCUCCGGAAGUAACACUUCCUUCUCUGCAUCUACACUAUCAGUACCUCCAUAUCAAUAGCCGUUUCUUCACAAUGUUUCUCUUUGGAUCUUCAUCCGAAGCCACACUGAAUCACUCGGACUGAUUUUCUAUGCUAAGAAUUUCACGUCACGGGCCGGCAGAGCAUGCUGCAGUUGAGGAAGACACACAGCCCAGCCAAACAGAGAUGAGCUCAUGUCACGUCACAGUCCCUAACUAACAAAUGAACUGCUGUAGAUCUUUGUUGGAUCUAUUGCAGCUGGAGUGAAACUGUUAUAUGACCAACUUGACGUUAAUAGAAAUGGAUUGAGCAGGGUUUCUAAGAAAAAGCAUGUCUUCUGUAACUUUACUCCCCUUUUUGAGACCUUUUCACAAUGGUGUCUUAUCCCACUCUAUCACCAUUGCAUCACUGGGUAUACUGAAUAAGCAAUACAUGUUUUCUACCAAUGAGCAGAAAGAGCAGGGGUGUCCAGACUCUGUCCUGCAGAGUUUUGCUCCAACUUGCCUCAACUCGGCUGCCUAGAUGUUUUAAGGCCGGAACACACCAAGCCGACGCCGACAAACUAGUGGCGACGAAAACAGACUGCGGGGUUGGCUCAAUUCGGCAGCAUCUGUGUCCAAAGGUGCCCUGACACACCAAACCAACGCUAGACAGCCGACGGCCAAGUUGCACGUCCGUUCUGCGCCUGCGUGAGAUGAAAUGCCUUUCCGAACCAGCAGGUGGCAGUAUCUGAACAGCCAAUCAGAAUGAUCAGAUGGCCCGACGAGCUCCGACGCCAAUUCAACAUUUCAAAUGGGCCGAAAAAAGCCGACGAGGACCAACACACUGAGAAAACUUAGUCGGCCGACGAACAAAAACUGCCAGACGGCCGACCGUCGGCUUGGUGUGUUCCUGCCUUUAGUGUGCCUAGUAAGAGCUUGAUUAGCAGGUGUGUUUAAAUGGGGUUGGAGCUGAACUCUGCAAGACAGUGGCCCUCCAGGAGCACGAUUGGACAUCCCUGAUCUAGAGCAUCUGUUUAGUUAGUCUGCAAUUUUGUCCAAACAAUUAAAGGCCCAUGGACUGAGAUUCAAUUGCCCACCAUCUCUAGCCAUGUGUAAUUAAUGAAAUAUAGGGGUUAAAGAGUGAGAUACUGAGAGUAGCUGAAUGACUAAGAAGAAAACGAUCAGUUGUGUCAAUAAACAAAGAUUGUGAAGCCUGUUUAGUGUGAACUAAUGACACUAAUGGUUUGUAAAUAAACUUUAGAAGUUUCUUCUUGAACCAAACCCAUCUGAUUUAGAUGAAUGCAAUUCAUUUAUUUAAAGGUAUCUCUCUCCUUUUUUUUCACCCAUUGUUUUCAAUGUGCAACUUGGUAAUUCUUCAUGGCGAAAAACAGGAAACGACCCGUGCAAGCCUUAACGGAAAAGAGCAGUGCAGCUUCUUUGUUUGGUGUGUGCUUAGACAGUCCUGUGUGGUUGUGAAUCUCACAUACUGUGCAGGUCCUCAAAUCAUCCUUUGCUGUGAGAUGCACAAUAUUCAUGUAGGGAUUUGAAGAUGUGGAAUUCACAAGAUCUGUGGAAGAUCUGUGUAGCAGAUGUGGUCCAGACCAAAAUUCAUAAAACUAAAAUAUGGAUGUACCAGGUUUAGUUUUUACCUGGUUGGAAGAAUAGUGAGUUGGUGUGUUUUUAUUUUCACCAGUUAUUGCUGAGAGACUGAAUUUAUUAAUUUGACAAAGCAGUGAUUGCCACAGCUGAGUUUAAAAUGUUUUUUAGGAGAUGAUGCUUUUGAUGUAUAUGAUUGGUUUGCAUUAAAAAAAGGUUGACAUUUCAGAGUAAGCUUGCUGAUCUGGGAUCAGUGAUUAUAGUUAAGACCACUAUGGACAGGGUAAGACUCUGAGCCAAGAUCAGUUCCUAUGCUCUAAUGCUGUUAUGAAUAUGUGACCUGAUCUGAGGCCAGAAUUUCCUCUGUAAAUGUUGCUACUAUACUGUAUACUUCAGUGUCGGACUGAUGAGAUUGAGUUUGUAGAGUACAGACUAAAUGGCCAUGGAGCUGCUAAACAUUAUAGAGAGUGUUUUUGACUUGCGUUUGAGUUAAAUCCCUCCUCGAAAGGCGCGAUGUAAACGCAGGCUGAGUAGAACUUAGAAAUUUAGUCUGUAAAAAUCACCACAACUUUUUUUUUUUUUUUUUGUAUUUUCUUCCAGAUCAAUUAAAGCAUUCAGUGUAUGAUUGGAACUUUGAUUGGAAGUUGUUUCAUUUCAUUCUAUGAAUAACCAGGAACAGAACUGCAAAAAAAACAAAAAAACAUAGUUUUGGUUCGCUUAUUGAUUACUGGAAUAUGUCUGCAGAAGUAUAAAUAAAACAACAGUCAGACAUGCUUGACUGAAUGUGUUAUGAAACCUUUUGAUCUGAAGACUUGUGCUUAAAUGCCUAAAAUAAGUUUUGUAGAAAAUUUAGUGUUACUUCACAUUUGUAAUGACUGAUGAAAUGUGUACAGUAGUAAUAAAGAGUGUGUCCAUA
Molecule: messenger RNA, 4412 nt
Organism: Megalobrama amblycephala (Wuchang bream)
Lineage: Eukaryota; Metazoa; Chordata; Actinopteri; Cypriniformes; Xenocyprididae
Gene: agpat3
Product: 1-acylglycerol-3-phosphate O-acyltransferase 3
Exons: 10
Coding region: 321-1454 (377 amino acids)
Cellular component (GO): endoplasmic reticulum; endomembrane system
Molecular function (GO): 1-acylglycerol-3-phosphate O-acyltransferase activity
Source: RefSeq, a predicted model, not a curated record